Molecule: messenger RNA, 1466 nt
Organism: Periconia digitata
Lineage: Eukaryota; Fungi; Ascomycota; Dothideomycetes; Pleosporales; Periconiaceae
Source: the annotation of a GenBank genome assembly
CUGAACCUACCCAAGAUGAAGCCGCUUCAGAUUGCUGUGGUCGCCGUCCAGGCUGCCUUUGUGCUUGCCUCGCCUGACAUCAUUCGCCGUGCCGACAAUGAUGUCGCGGACAAGAACGCCGUCACCACUACCACUCUGUUUUCGACCUCGUACUUCACCGUCACCAAGUGUGCUCCGGAUGUCACCGAGUGCCCUGCAGAGGCCACCACGGUCUAUACCUCGGUCGUCCCUGUUACUACCACUACGACAAUCUGCCUGGUCACAUCCACUCCGGGCGUGGGCAUGCCUUCUGCUCCCGAACAGACAUCCCCUGGACAGGGUGGUCCUACUACGCCCGUCCCCGGUGUCCCUAGCCAGAUCAUCUCAUCCGGUCCAGCUAUCUCAAGUCAGACAUCUCCAACUGGCUCAUUCUAUCCACCAUCGCAGAGCACUUCGUUCGGCCCAGGUGCCCCAGGUCAGGCCUCCUCUUCUCACGGUACUACGCCUUUGUCGUAUGUUCCAGGAGUCCCCAGCCAAAGCUCCGGCUCUGGGCUAGGUAGUCUGGCUCCCACGGGUCCUCUGACGACUUCCACUACACCUCGUCUAAGCGCUUCUUCGCCAUAUCUCCCGAGCAGUAUUGUCGGUACAUACUAUACCGAGUCUGAGGGUGUCAUUGUUUCGUCACAGCCCUCUCCCUCUGCGAGCAGUGGCUAUGCAUCCAGUCAACCAAGUGCCAUCACUGGCGGCACUUUGACAUCCCCCGGCUCUUCUUUGAACGGAUAUGAUCAUCCAUCUCAGAGUUCAACUUCCAUUCAUCUUUCUAAUAGCACCCCGUUUAGGUCAUCGAAUACAAACACGGAAGGCAUGUUUACAUCUUUGCCUGUUCCACCCAUUUAUGGUGUUCCAUCCGCCGACACUACCUCCAGCGCCCAAUUCACCAAUGCGACUCUGACCUACCCACUUUCUUCUCGGUCGGCCUCGUAUGCUUCGAGCGGAUAUGCCGUCCCUCCCAACGAUACUUUUGCUACCACUCAGACCGGCAACCCGCCAUAUUCGUCGUUUAUCUGGCCUACCUCGGGGCCUACCGGCCUGCCUGAACACACCACUACGACGCACGUCGUGAUUGUCCCUAGCAAUCCUGGAAUGACCGCCAGCACGUUGCCAGUCUACAAUGGCACUGUACCCCCAGUCAGCUCCAAUAUUCUGAGUACCGCGACGAGUGUUCCGGGUGGUCCAUCCGGAUCCGCAUCUGGAUAUCCUUCGCCUUCGGGCGGUAAUAGCAGCUUCACUCCACCGAAGCCGCCUUACUCUGCAGUCCCUCUCAAUCCCAAUCCAAACGAGGGCCAGCCAAUCAUUGGCGCCGGCAAGAGUUCGAUCGUGGCCAUCGUCGUCGCUUUCGCUUUCGCCCAUCUUGCCUAAGUGGCUGCGUGAGAUUGCUUUUCGAGCAUGAUGCUCCCCUUCACGACUCGUGUACUUUGAUAACCAAC